Messenger RNA from Selaginella moellendorffii, 2915 nucleotides. Its product is annotated as cation/H(+) antiporter 18. Gene Ontology annotation, molecular function: antiporter activity. The coding region runs from base 143 to 2644 and encodes 833 amino acids. The record is from RefSeq and is a predicted model, not a curated record. Gene Ontology annotation, biological process: proton transmembrane transport; regulation of pH. The transcript is spliced from 4 exons. NCBI's taxonomy places the organism in Eukaryota, Viridiplantae, Streptophyta, Lycopodiopsida, Selaginellales, Selaginellaceae. Gene Ontology annotation, cellular component: endomembrane system; membrane.
UGAGCCAUGGCGCCGCGCGCCGCACACUGCGAUUUCCAUCUCCUCUGGCUCGAGGCGCACCCCCGGGCGGGUCGUGCGCGCCGGAGAAGAAAAUCCGGCAGCUCGGGAGGAGCGGCGUGAGCGAUCGAGCAUAUUUGGAGGCAUGGAUGCCAUGGCGCGUGCCGUCAUCCGUGCUUCCACUCCAGCUUCCUCUUCCUCCGGCUGCAAAAUGGGGAUCACAUCGCAUGGAGCUUAUCAGGACGACAAUCCCAUCGAUUUCGCGCUCCCCCUCCUCAUGGUCCAAAUGUGUAUCGUCCUGGCGCUCACUCGCUCGCUGGCGAUCGUGAUGAAGCCGCUGAGGCAGCCGAGAGUAGUGGCGGAGAUCAUUGGAGGGAUUCUCCUUGGUCCAUCGGCAUUCGGCAGGAAGCAAAGCUACAUAAACAAGAUCUUUCCAUCCAAGAGCAUCACAGUCCUGGAAACUUUCGCCAACCUGGGACUGAUUUUCUUCCUCUUCAUGGUCGGCCUGGAGCUCGACUUAACAGCAGUGAUGCGUACAGGGAGGCAGGCUCUGGUGAUAGCCGCGGCUGGGAUAACUACCCCAUUUGCCACCGGAGUGGGAGUCUCAGUAGUUCUUCGCAACACCAUCUCCAAGGAAGGCAAGUUCAGUGCUUUUCUCGUCUUCAUGGGGGUGGCCAUGUCGAUCACGGCGUUCCCGGUGCUGGCACGUAUUCUCGCAGAGAGGAAACUCUUGACUACCGACGUUGGCCAGAUAGCAAUGUCCGCAGCAGCAGUGAACGAUGUGGUGGCUUGGAUUUUGCUGGCACUGGCAGUAGCUCUCUCCGGCACCGAUACGAGCCCGACAGUCGCUAUAUGGGUGCUGCUUACAGGCCUGGCAUAUCUGGUGAUCAUGUUUACGGUGGUCCGACGCUUUAUGACUUGGGUGGCACAUCACGUUACUGAGAACGAGCCCGUGAAGGAGCUCUACGUGUGCAUCACUUUUGCCGGGGUUCUCGCUUCGGCCUUUGCGACGGAUGUUAUUGGGAUCCAUUCCAUUUUCGGGGCGUUUGUUUUCGGCUUGAUCAUCCCGAAAGAUGGCCCGCUGGCUAAGAUUGUUAUCGAGAAGGUGGAGGACUUUGUCAUCGUACUGAUGCUGCCUUUAUACUUCGUUUCCAGUGGAUUGAAGACAAACAUCCAGUCUAUACAUGGAGCUAAGUCGGGGGGCCUCACUGUUUUGGUUAUUGCGUCGGCUUGCCUUGGAAAGAUCGUCGGCACUUUUGUUCCGGCUGUGGUCUAUGGAAUCAAUCCCAGGAAGGCGAUGACUUUGGGAUUUCUUAUGAACACGAAGGGACUGGUGGAGCUGAUCGUGCUCAACAUUGGAAAAGAGAGAGGGGUGUUGAACGAAGAAACAUUUGCAAUCAUGGUGAUCAUGGCGUUAUUCACGACUUUUAUCACGACUCCAAUAGUGAUGGCGUUGUACAAACCCGCGAGGACUCCCAUCCCAUACACGUUGCGAAAGCUGGAGAUGUGCACAGUGAAUGACGAGCUCCGGGUGGUGGCAUGCGUCCAUGGGAUAAAAAACGUGCCCGGUAUCAUCAGCCUGGUGGAUCAAGCAAGGGGAAGAAGCAGGCACUCGAUGCGGCUCUACAUACUCCACCUCGUGGAGCUGUCGGAGAGGUCAUCGGCUAUUGUGAUGGUACACACGGCAAGGAAGAAUGGCCGUCUCACCAAGAGCGCACGGGGCGAGAACCACAUCUACGUUGCUUUCGAGGCCUUCGGUCAUCUCAGCGAAGUUAAGGUCCGGCCAAUGACAGUCGUCUCCAAUUUCUCCGACAUGCACGACGAUAUCUGUGCAACGGCAGCUGACAAGCGGGCAGCCGUGCUGAUCCUGCCUUUCCACAAGAUCCGCAGGGCCGACGGGGUUCUAGAGACGCUAAACACAGGAUUCCAGUUUGUCAACGACCAAGUCUUGCAGCACGCGCCAUGCUCGGUCGGGAUCUUCAUAGACAGGGGGCUCUCGGACGUGUACCACGCACCCGUGCAGCUGGUUCCCAAAAGCGUCUCCCACAGCGUGGCGGUGUUUUUCUUUGGGGGGCCGGACGAUCGCGAGGCCUUGGCGAUGGGAUGCAGAAUGGCCGAGCAUCCGGGAGUGAAAGUCAAGGUGAUACAUUUCCUCUCCUGCUCCGACGGAGAAGUCGUCACUCGCAGGAAGUCGAUCGUCAUCUCGACUCGAAAGACGAGCAGGAAGUCCAUCUUCCAGAGGGAAGGCGAGCAGCACCACUACCACGUCGAUCUGGAGGGAGUCGACCUUGAGAAGGAGAAGCAAAUCGACAUCGACACCAUCGCUGCGCUCCGGGAGGAGGACAAGCAAGGGAUCCUGUACGAGCAAGUGCCAGUGGGGGACCCGAUCGACGCAGUGAUGGACACCGUGAGGAACUGCGAAUACAAUCUCGUCAUCGUUGGCCGGGCUCGGGUACCAUGCAGAUUGAUCGCGAGCUUGAACAACUUGGCGCUCGAGUACGAGGAGCUGGGGCCGAUUGGGAGUGUCUUGGCCUCGUCGGAUCCAAGUAUCAAGGCCUCGGUCCUGGUGAUGCAGCAGUACACGAAUAAGAACGAGCCCGUCAACCCCGUGCAUCCAACUCCCAUCACGUCCCCAGAGGUGCCAUGAAAGUUACUACUCUCACAGGCUGAUCAAUCAAUCUCUCCGACUCGGGCUCUCUCGGAGAGCUAUGAUCGAUCCACUGAGAGUUUGCUCUAUUCAUGUUAUAAGAGCUGGUUACACCACGAGCUCAAAAGGUGGAGCCACAAACUUUUGUCUUCCAGUGGUUUUCUACUCUUGGCCAUUGGAGAGUUUGUGAAUAUUUCGUUAGAUGUAUUAACUCCUUGAUAUAUCCUCCAUGUAUAGCUAAAUCCCGAGAAAAAAUUAUGCUUCUUGUCUA